CAUAUUUACAUUUGCAUGCAGCAAUAUACUAGUCGAACGCCAUUUUUUGUAUAUGUUGUUAUAUAUUAUUUGAAGAAAAGUAUUCGUAUUUAUAAAAGAAUUGGAAUUUUGUGGUCUAGUUCAUAAUCUGUUUUAUAACUUAUCGUAUGUGCGUUCAAACGAACUACAUUUUUAUUGCAAGUGGUAUUCAGACAUGCGCGAUGACACCAGUCUGAAGAUUGAAUAAGCAUCUUCAUAGAGACGACUUCCUGUCUUUUACUAGUUGUGGCUGAUGUAUUUUAUAUGUUUCAAAAAUGGUGGAAAUAAGGACAAAAUGGGAAAGAAGUAGAAUACUUUAUUCGGCAAAUCAUGACAGAGGCACAUGAAGAUGGCAACUACUUGGUUAGAGUGCGUGCCCAGGUGAUGAUGCGUGACGACAGCACGGGUGGAUGGGUCCCUAUGGGAGGUGGGGGCUUAUCCAACGUGUCUGUCUGCAAACAUGCUGUACCUUGUGAUCUUGGAGAGAACAAACACGAAUACCUUAUUUAUGGGAAGCGUAUUUCCGAUCAGUCAGUAGUCUUCAGUUGCACAAUCAAGAAAGAUUUCGAGUACAAUAAAGUAAUGCCUACAUUUCAUCACUGGAAAACUGGUGACAAAAAGUUUGGACUCACUUUCCAGACUGCAGCAGAUGCUCGGGCUUUUGAUAAAGGAGUUAGAACGGCUGUUGAGGAGUUACUUGAUGGUCUGUCUGAAUGCUCACCCCUUCACAAAUACAAUGCAGAUGUAGGAGACGAUGAUGUAUUUAUGACGCUGAAUCUGCCUGUGGAACGUGGAGAUUCACGUUCAUCAUCAGAUUCGUCGACAACACGCGGAGGAAGUCGUCAUGCAACGCCACCAACGGAACCCCACCAUCUACAUCGCAUACAUUAUGUGACCCGAAGAACUGCGGGAGGUCCGGCGUCUGGCACUCCCACUGACAGACAGUCACAGACUCCAGGUCUGCCAUUGGAGCCCUCAAGUCCACCACCAGUGACAGAACCAGCAACCAAGGAAAAUUACUCAUAUGUGCAGUUAACGGCUGUGCACGAGUAUAUCUAUCCUGUUGUGGAGGAACGGAAACACCGUGAUUCCUCUGGCAGCCUCAAGAAACGCAGCCCACCUGACGCCGGAGGUGGUGGUGCACCAGCCUCUCCACCACCACCAAUUCCACCUCCAGGGGCUGUCAGCGGAAAAGGUCGUGGAACUAUUGGUGUAACUUCUGGUAGGCGUAGGCGUUGCCGUCACUGCCAAGAAAUGUAUCUGGAGGACCACAAUCCCCGUGGCAGCUGCGAGUAUGCACCCGAUUGUGUGCGUACUAGUAUUGAAAGAGUGGCAUGUGUUUCCUGUGCGCAGUGUCUCGUGUACCAUUGCGCAGCAGAUGCAGAAGGUGAAUUUGUACGGCAUCCUUGUGAUUGUGGUCGUGAUGAAGGCUGUGGACGGCGUUGGGUGGGCCUAGCUCUGCUGUCGCUGCUGGUUCCCUGCCUAUGGUGCUACCCUCCUCUCAGGGCUUGCCAUUUGUGCUGUGUAGCUUGUGGUUUGUGUGGCGGUCGUCAUCGACCGGCUUCCUAGCCCAGCCCACCCCCGCGCCUUCCAAAGGUGCUGUUGCCCUAAAGGGCUUUCAAGAGAUUGCAGAUUUGUGAGACUUCCUUCUCCUUGAAUCAGAAUGCCCAACUGGCACACAGGGAAUUUUAGGGAAAACACCAGUAACCAGUGCCAUGCCACAGUUACUGAUGGCUUUUCAUUGGCAUCUUUGUUCAGUAGUCCAUAGGAUGUUGCCCCUCUUACAAGUAAAAAAGUUGAGGUUCACAGUCCUCAGUGGCGGGCUCUGUAGACACAUAGGUGACACUGCUUUGUUUAAGGUACCCCUUGUGUAAUUGCCAGGAGUUGUGCGAUAGGUUAAUGUUAAUGUGAAGUUGCUAACAAGUGCCACAGAAGAAAUUGUUGUGUCAAAUAGGCUGAUCCCCAGAUACUGUGCAGCGACUUGCUUUGUUAUGGAAUUGUGUGUCAUUUCCAUUUUGCUGAAAUAUCUGUGUAUAGUUAUUGUGGCCUGAAGCUGCACAGUUAUGUUAAUCACUGAGUGCAGGCAAGACAGUGUGGUGUGCCAAAGUGAGAAUGUUAAACUGUAUUUUCCAGUUACACGUACAGAUGAAAAUUUAUCCCACCGGACAGGUAUUACAGUCAGCAACUGUCAGAUUUAUUGAAAGAUGCACUUGAUAUGGAAAUCGUUAAAAUAAUGUGAAUACCAUUGUACCAAGGGGAAGUUGUGAUGGGUUUGACUACAGUCUCCCACAAGAAUGUUGGUUUCACUCAUGGUAUUACCAAAGAAAAUGUAACUGCCACUAAUUUUUCUCGUAGUUUUGUAUACAAUUGAAACAAUUGCAGGAUAAAUAUUGGCCUAUUGGAUACAGAAUGUGGGUGCAGAAAUAUUUGUCGACAUGCUGCUAUAAAUCCACUUCUGUCACACAAAUUAUCCUGCAGUUGAAAUGGUGAAUGUUCUUUGUGUUAACUACUUUGAACAAAAGUAAUGGAGAUUGUGUUGAUUUUUAACCUGAAAUGGAGAAAAAUUCUAUUUGGUCUGUAUUGUCAUAAAAAAAAAAAAAACACUGCUCAUAUGACCUGGCUUG
Schistocerca nitens (vagrant locust) is the source of this 2642-nucleotide messenger RNA. It is a transcript of the gene Spred, whose product is annotated as sprouty-related, EVH1 domain-containing protein 1. The coding region runs from base 349 to 1587 and encodes 412 amino acids. The record is from RefSeq and is a predicted model, not a curated record. Gene Ontology annotation, molecular function: protein kinase binding. NCBI's taxonomy places the organism in Eukaryota, Metazoa, Arthropoda, Insecta, Orthoptera, Acrididae. The transcript has 5 exons. Gene Ontology annotation, biological process: negative regulation of MAPK cascade; multicellular organism development. Gene Ontology annotation, cellular component: membrane.